Messenger RNA from Phascolarctos cinereus (koala), 3663 nucleotides. RefSeq names its product ring finger protein 14 (gene RNF14). NCBI's taxonomy places the organism in Eukaryota, Metazoa, Chordata, Mammalia, Diprotodontia, Phascolarctidae. The record is from RefSeq and is a predicted model, not a curated record. Gene Ontology annotation, molecular function: ubiquitin-protein transferase activity; zinc ion binding; protein binding. Gene Ontology annotation, biological process: protein ubiquitination.
GCGGGGCCGGGCGGUUGCGGGGCUGCCCUCUGAGGGCGCGGGGGAGGGCUCUUAGUGCGGGUUCUCCCCGGAGACAUCUUAAAGCUGCCCGAAUCCGGCCCCAGACCGUCGGCAGACGACGGAACCGAGGCUCCCCCGUGGGAAAGGGCAGGGCUGACAGGCCCCCGCCCCUGCCCCGUUCUCCCUGUGCGGAAUGGCCUGUUUUUCUAGAAGGAGGGGAACCCCUACUGCGGUAAAGUUGGGUGGUGCAGGGGAUGCAACGCUGGACUGGAACUCAGGAAGGCUCGAGCUCAGACGUUUAGCAGCAAAUUAAAUGUCGUCAGAAGACCGAGAAGCCCAGGAGGAUGAAUUGCUGGCCUUGGCAAGUAUUUAUGAUGAAGACGAAUUUAAAAAAGCAGAGUCUGUUCAAGGUGGAGAAACCAGAAUAUGUUUGGAUUUGCCUCAGAAUUUCAAAAUAUUUGUGAGCGGCAAUCCAACGGAGUGUCUCCAGAAUGGUGGCUUUGAAUAUACAAUUUGCUUUCUGCCUCCACUUGUGCUGAAUUUUGAACUUCCACCAGAUUAUCCAUCAACCUCCCCACCAGCAUUCACUCUGAGUGGCAAAUGGCUUUCACCAACUCAGCUAACUGCUCUGUGCAAGCACUUAGACAACCUGUGGGAAGAACAUCGUGGCUGUGUGGUCCUGUUUGCCUGGAUGCAGUUUCUCAAAGAAGAAACCCUAGCAUACCUGAACAUUGCUUCUCCCUACGAGCUCAAAAUGGGCCCCCAGGGGAAUGUACAGAGCAGGACAUCUCUGGCACCUCCUAACACAGAACUAGAUUUUGGGGGGGCAACUGGCACUACGGUAGACCAGGAAGAAUUUGUGGAUGAGAGAGCUGUGCAGGAUGUGGAGUCUUUGUCCAGCCUGAUACGGGAAAUCUUAGACUUUGAUCAAGCUCAGCAGAAAAAGUGCUUUAACAGUAAGAUGUACCUGUGCAAUAUCUGCUUUUGUGAGAAGCUGGGCAGCGAGUGUAUGUACUUCCUGGAGUGCAGGCAUGUCUACUGCAAAGCCUGUUUGAAGGACUACUUUGAAAUCCAGAUCAGGGAUGGCCAGGUGCACUGUCUCAACUGUCCAGAACCAAAGUGCUCCUCUGUUGCCACUCCUGGCCAGGUCAAAGAACUGGUGGAAGAAGAGUUGUUUGCACGUUAUGACCGCCUUCUUCUGCAGUCUACUUUGGACUUGAUGGCAGAUGUAGUGUAUUGUCCCAGGCCAUGCUGUCAGACUCCUGUCAUGCAAGAACCAGGAUGUACCAUGGGCAUCUGUUCCAGUUGCAAUUAUGCCUUCUGUACGCUUUGCAAAAUGACUUAUCAUGGAGUUUCUCCAUGUAAAGUAACUGCAGAAAAGCUAAUUGAUUUGAGAAAUGAGUAUCUUGAAGCAGAUGAGACCAAUAAACGAUUUUUGGAACAGAGGUAUGGCAAAAGGGUGAUUCAGAAAGCACUAGAAGAAAUGGAAAGUAAAGAGUGGCUAGAAAAGAACUCAAAGAGCUGCCCUAGCUGUGGCACCCAUAUAGAGAAAUUAGAUGGAUGUAACAAGAUGACAUGUACUGGCUGUAUGCAGUAUUUCUGCUGGAUUUGCAUGGGUUGUCUGUCUAGAGCAAACCCUUAUAGACAUUUCAAUGAUCCAUCUUCCCCGUGCUUUAACCGGUUAUUUCAAGCUGUGGAUAUUGAUGGUGACAUUUGGGAAGAUGAGAUUGAAGAUUAGUUUAACUACUUUACUCCUCAAAGCUAUAGAAGUGGAAUGGUUUGCCCUAUUCUUUUGUUGAGUACAGUGUGUGACCCUGCAGGAGGUUUAGAGAACCAUUCAUUCUUCCCAUGUAGGAAAUGUGGGAGAACAUGGUUUUAUUUUCAUUUUCUGCUGAUUAAGGCACGUGUAUAAUUUUCCACUGUUGUGUAAUGUGAACAAUUAUAAGCCAAAGGUUUUAGAAAACAUUAGCAAAAACUAGAAAAAGUAUUCAAUAUCACAAUGUGCCCCAGAUUCUGAACUAUAAAUGUUUUCUUUGUUACCCAGGCUCAGAGGGAGAGGGGUCAAAAUGAUAAUCUUUCAAAGACCUUUUUCAUAUCUCUAAGGCAUCUUGCUCUUCAGGGUAUCAAAUCAAAAGCACAUUCCUUGGGGUCAUUUCCCACUGGAGCCAUUCAGUACCGCUCUUUACACUCUAGGGGAAACUGCCGAAUCAUAGCCUGAGAUGUGCCCUUCCCACCAAUUCCAGGUCACAUACCUGCCAUAUCGGUCCCAGAAUAGUGAUAAAGUUGUAAAUUUUCAGUUGAUCAGAUCUUCCAAUGGCCUCUCGCACUUCUGGCUUUUACAGUGAAAAGAGCAUACGGACAUUUUUCCAGUUUAUCAGAAAUCACUUAUUUUUAUCCAGUAUCACAAAUAUUUGUGGAUCAUUUCAUAGCUAUUUUCUUAUUUAUUUAACAACACAUUUGGGCCAAAUGUAGAGUUCAGUGAAUUGUUACGGAAUCAGAAGAACAUGAGUGGAUCCCUUCACUUUAAAAUUAUGAUUUAUAUUCAAUUCUAAUCCAUUUUUAUAUGAAGUAAAAUUCAAUAGUGACUUUCCUCAGUCACCUACUUCUCCUAGCCCAUCUCUCACACAUACCUUUUAAGUUGGGUUGGCGAUUAACGUGAACUGAUUUUAAUAUUAUCCUGAGUAAAACAUAUUGUGAAUGAAAUCAGUGAGACAGAGGGUAAGGUUUCUUUUACUUAAACCUAAGGGGAGGGGGAAAAAACCAGCUAUGGGGAAAAUUGAAAUGUUUCCAAGGUGAAUAAAAAUUAUAUUUGAGUUAUCUGCUGCUUGUGACUAUUUAGAAUGCUACUCCCCUGGUAGCAGGUAAUCAAUGUGAUAUCAACCCUGACUUUGAAUUCUGCUUUUAAAAACCAUACUUUCUACAGUGAUUUAGAGUUUUUAGUUGGAAGUAUGGAAGCCUUGCUAUUUAGUUUUUGCAAGCUUUUAGAAAGCAAACUAUUCUUGGUAGGAGUGACUUGAUAGCAUAGUUAAUAUAAAGCUUCAAGUAAAUUUUUCUGACUGAAGAAGGCCUAUAGAUAGUAUCUUCAUUUGCUGUUUGUGAAACCAGUCCUUUUCCAUGCAUCUGCAUGCAAGUUAUUGAAAAUAAAAUUAGCACUUUUUUGUUUUACUGUGAUUCUGGGGUUACAUUUUGGACCACAUAGCUUUUUAUUGGCAACAGAAUUGUUAGCUCAAGUUAUUAAAAAUAAAAUUAGUAUUUUUUUUUGUUUUACUGUGAUUCUAAGGUUACAUUUUGGACCACAUAGCUUUUGAUUGGCAACAAUUACUAGCUGUCCUUUCUUUGUGUGAUUUGUUUGUGCACCCCAUGUUGAGAGCAUAAUUUGGUCAUCUUACUAGCUGUCGUGAGCUAGUUUGUUACCAAUUCAGUCCUAAAGCAAUUGUCCAAUCAAGAUAAAUGGGUAAAAUAAUUGGAUACUUAAGAAGACGGCAAAGUAAAAUCAUAGAAUGAACUUUUUUUUCCCCCUGGACCUCUAAUUGGAGUUAGAGUUCUAGGACCUGUGUUUUGACGAAACUGAUUGUUUUCAAGGGCGGUACCUUUUACAGACACUUUUUUUACUUCAUUUUUAAAAAUAAAUUGAACACAAUAAAUGUGAAUUCAGAAAACUAA